This is a messenger RNA of Carassius carassius (crucian carp), 792 nucleotides long. Its product is annotated as GTPase IMAP family member 9-like. The record is from RefSeq and is a predicted model, not a curated record. Gene Ontology annotation, molecular function: GTP binding. The transcript has a single exon. NCBI's taxonomy places the organism in Eukaryota, Metazoa, Chordata, Actinopteri, Cypriniformes, Cyprinidae. The coding region runs from base 1 to 792 and encodes 263 amino acids.
AUGACAGAUCUCAGGAUCGUGAUGGUGGGUAAAACUGGAGCUGGAAAGAGCGCAACAGGAAACACCAUUCUGGGACAAGAAACCUUUAAAGAAGAAAUUUCUUCUAAAUCUGUGACGGUGAAAUGCCAACAACAUCAGCAAAAGGUGAAAGGUCAAAUCAUCUCAGUGAUCGACACUCCAGGACUGUGUGAUACGUCAGUCAGUGAAGAACAACUGAAGACAGAAUUAGUGAAGUGUGUAGAAAUGUCUGUUCCUGGUCCUCAUGCAUUUCUGCUGGUCAUCAGACUGGAUGUGAGAUUCACAAAUGAAGAAAAAAACACAGUGAAAUGGAUUCAGAAGAACUUUGGAGAAGAUGCUACACGUUACACCAUCGUUCUGUUCACUAGAGGAGAUCAGUUAGAAAAAAAAAUAGAGGAGUUUCUUACAGAAAAUAAGCAGAUUAAAGAUCUAGUUGAACAGUGUAAAGGAGGUUAUCAUGUUUUCAAUAACAAAGAUAAAAAUCAAUCACAGGUCACUGAACUGCUGGAGAAGAUACACAGAAUGGUGAAAGAGAACAGAGGAGAGCAUUACACAAAUGAGAUGUACAAGAAAGCUCAGAGGAAAAUAAUGUUGAAAAGAGCUGAACAUGUAGCCUUAGUAGGAGCAUCUGUGGCAGGUGUAGGAGCAGCAGUUGCUGGAGGGACAUUACUGGGCAUUGCUUCUGGAGGAGUGGCACUGCCUGCAGUUUUAAUCGCAGGAGGUGCAGCUCUAACAGGAGGAUCAACUGCAAAAGUUAUUGUAGAUAAAAAGUAA